UCUAUCUACGUUUCAGGCAUGAAGAAGUGGUAAACGAAGAAGCAAAGCAAAAGCAGUGUGUUCACAACGUUGAACUGUUAUUCUCUCUCAAACAUUCGUUCUUCUCUCAUAACAUGCCCUCUGCCCAGGAUCCAUUCUACGUUGUCAAGGCCGAGAUUCAAGAUUCUAUUGAUAAGUUGAAGUCUACUUUUCACCAAUGGGAAAGCACUUCUGACGCUGCAGAACAAGGACAUCUUAUGAAGGAGGUUCUUGCUGGAUGCGAAAGCAUAGAGUGGCAGGUGGAUGAAUUGGAUAAAGCAAUUGCUGUUGCAUCUAGAGAUCCUUCUUGGUAUGGAAUUGAUGAAGUGGAGCUUGAAAGCCGGAGUAGAUGGACAAACAAUGCUCGUACUCAGGUUGGCACAAUGAAAAAAGAAGUGGAAGCCGGAAAGGGCUCAAGUACCACAAGCCAUGCUAGCGUAAAUGGGAUGCGCCGAGAACUACUUAGGCUACCGAAUUCCCAUCAGACCGAUACCUCCAAUCAGUAUGCUGCCCGAGAUAAUGAUGACUUCAUACAAUCAGAAUCAGAUAGACAAAUGCUGCUUAUAAAGAAACAGGAUGAGGAGUUGGAUGAGCUUAGUGAAAGUGUACGAAGAAUUGGAGGUGUUGGACUUACAAUACAUGAUGAACUCCUUGCACAGGAAAAGAUUAUAGAUGAACUCGGUUCUGAGAUGGACAGUACAACAAAUCGUCUUGAUUUUGUCCAAAAAAAGGUAGGAAUGGUUAUGAAGAAGGCUAGUGCAAAGGGUCAAAUCAUGAUGAUAUUGGGUUUGUUGGCCCUAUUUAUCUUCCUCUUUAUCUUGGUAUUCUUCACCUAGACAUUGAAAUGGGGCCAGUUUCUGCGUUGUUUGUACAUGAAAAGAGAUCUCAUUUUUUUCGGUUGAGAUUCAAUAUUAAUAAUUGAAAUAAUGCAUCUCUAUCAGUUACAUGUAACCCUGCGUGUUAUAUGUUUCUGGAAGAUGGUAGAUAGUUCUGAUUGCGAUGAAAAUGAGAGGCAAUGUAUUUAAAGAUUUAUAACAGGAUUUUGAAUUUAGACACGUUGGAUUACUUGAAUGAUAUAGUGAUAUUUGUUGCUUAAACCA
This is a messenger RNA of Cajanus cajan (pigeon pea), 1118 nucleotides long. Its product is annotated as syntaxin-61. Gene Ontology annotation, cellular component: membrane. NCBI's taxonomy places the organism in Eukaryota, Viridiplantae, Streptophyta, Magnoliopsida, Fabales, Fabaceae. The record is from RefSeq and is a predicted model, not a curated record. Gene Ontology annotation, biological process: intracellular protein transport; Golgi vesicle transport. Gene Ontology annotation, molecular function: SNAP receptor activity.